GAGCGAUCUACUCAGUCCGUUUCGCAACCGCGACCGUCUCAGACGACGUAGCCAUCUUCUACCCUGCCUUCGACAGUCAUGGAUUCGUCGAGCUCGCCCGACAUCGAGUCCACCCCGCCACCCGCAGUCAGCAGUCUCCGGUCCCGUUUCGAGCAGCUCGCUGCGGGCAGCAGCGCUGCACCAGGGCAUAAACGACCUCUCAGCAGUCAUGGGCUGCUUACGCCUGAACCGUCUAGCCCGCGUCCGCGCGCAGCAUCGGGAACAGACGAGCUCAGACCGGACGCUCGCCUGCUUCGCCCAACCUCGUCCUCCUCAGACCUCAAAACGGGCACGAAGAGGCCUCCACCACCACCUCCAGGCCGCUCCUCCAGGGCACCCUCUCCUGCGCCUCUGGUGUCGAGUCCCUUGCUGCGCCCGACGCUGGCAGCUGAACCGCCGUCCUCGCCUCUGGUUCACGACGCUACGCUUCCGAGUUCGCGUUCUGUCUCCCCGAACAAGACGGCUUCGUUAUCGCGCAAACCGCCUCCCCCACCGCCGCCCCAUGUCCGCGAGCCUCCCUCUGAAGCGACCCCCGCGGAGCGGACAUGGGGCAUACUAUUCCGAGGGAUGUGGUCCUGCGGCAAGUCCAUCUCUGGGAAGCUUCUCUGCGGUACGGGCGGUGUGGGUGCUCACGCAAGAUGAUGGGAAUCCUUACAUCGACCCCUUCUAACCCGGGCAGGUCCUGAAGUCUAGUUGUUAGCCUGACACCGUACAACAACACAUCUUCGUGCAGACGCUGACAUAUCGUUUUCAGGGCUCCGCCGCCACCAAUACCUCUUUCCGCCAAGCCCUUACCAGCACAUAGCCGCGUCCUCUCCCAGUCUGUGACGUCUCUUUCAAUUCCCUCAUGUCCCCAACCGACCGAAGACGAACGCGCUCGCAAACCCCGCCAUUCGUACCCCGCCCCGAACCACCAUGCUUCUGCGAGUGUGUCGUCCUUCGAAAGCACGUCUUCAAGUUCCUCUACCGGGC
Messenger RNA from Fomitopsis serialis, 1011 nucleotides. RefSeq lists its product as uncharacterized. The record is from RefSeq and is a predicted model, not a curated record. The transcript is spliced from 2 exons. The coding region runs from base 79 to 681 and encodes 200 amino acids. Lineage: Eukaryota; Fungi; Basidiomycota; Agaricomycetes; Polyporales; Fomitopsidaceae.